This is a messenger RNA of Paracoccidioides brasiliensis Pb18, 1821 nucleotides long. RefSeq lists its product as uncharacterized. The transcript is spliced from 5 exons. Gene Ontology annotation, cellular component: plasma membrane; cytosol; cytoplasm. Bases 1 to 1821 code for a protein of 606 amino acids. The record is from RefSeq and is a predicted model, not a curated record. Gene Ontology annotation, biological process: ubiquitin-dependent endocytosis. Gene Ontology annotation, molecular function: ubiquitin protein ligase binding; protein-macromolecule adaptor activity.
AUGCCUCUUACUCUUUUCUCUAGCAGCGGAACUGCAAGCCAGGCAAAAUAUUUUGAUAUCAGACUCGAGGAUGAUUAUAUUGUGUUUCGUGGCAACGAGCACGAAGCAGCCAGUACUCUGCUCAAGGGGAAAGUGAUCCUCUGUCUCUCAGAGCCCCUGCACAUCAAAUUCUUGAGAUUGAAUCUCACCGGGAAGUCGAGAGUUUUCGUGCAGGUUCCAAUUUCUGGUGGCCGCCGAAGAUCAGUCCGGGAACACAAUGUUUUUGAGAAAACUUGGUCAUUUAAAGAUGCUGGUAAGGGCAAGAUGGAGUCCUUGCCAGCAGGCAACUACGAGUUCCCGUUCGACAUAAUCCUCCCGGGAUCUCUCCCCGAAAGCAUUGAGGGACUGCGUGACACUUGGAUUACAUAUCGAUUCAAAGGUGAGAUUGGUCGGAAAUAUGCCAAAGAUAUAGUCGUGCGGAAGCCAUUGAGGAUUAUUCGAACAUUGGAUCCAAGUGCUUUGGAGCUCUCUCAUGCAAUGUCAGUGGAAAACGUAUGGCCCAAUAAAAUUGAGUAUUCAAUAUCAACACCAAGUAAAGCAAUAAUAUUUGGAACCUCCGUGCGGGUGGAUUUCCGCAUUGUUCCCUUGCUAAAAGGCCUUGUCAUUGGCACCAUUUCGACACAACUCGUUGAGACUCACGAUUUUGUCCUAAACCCCGACGAUCCCGAAGCUCUGCAAGUGUCCCACAAAUCGACCAAAGUAAUCUUUAAUGAGUCUUAUACACUGGGCGAACAGGAUAAGUCUCAAGACCCGGAUGGUGCGAUUGAAGGAUUUGAGUGUUGUAGAAUAUUCAAUCUCCCGAAGUCUCUCAGCAAAUGUUUGCAGGACACCGAUACGAACGGUAUUAAAAUCAGACACAAAUUGAAGUUCAGAGUUCAGCUUCAGAACCCGGAUGGCCACACAUCUGAGCUCCGUGCCGGCCUCCCUGUUUCCAUUUUUAUUUCCCCUAAUUUCCCAAUCGACGACAAUAACAAUCUUAUUGAUCAAUCUUCGCAAUCUGCCCAGCGAGUUGUUCAUACCAUGGCACUGCAGGCCCCACCUCUUUACGGGGACCAUCAAUUUGAUCAGCUCUAUGGUUCACUUGAUCCCAGCGGCUAUCAAACACCAGGGAAUGAAAGUGAUCCUGGGACCCCUUUCUUAUCAAUUAGCCGGAAUAUUUCGCUUGAUAGUCUUGCCGUAAUGACAACUUCAGAAAACCGGGACCUCUCGCCCGCUGCCUUGCAUACCCAGUUGAGCAACCUGCACCAUAACAACUCCGCAUCUGUGACACCUACUUCGGAAUCGGCAGAUACUGCCCUUGAAUCAUCCAGCCAAUCUCCCCAGCAACUGAGUCGCGGGGACUCCACCCCAUUCGUGGUUGCACAUGCACAACGGCCCCCUUACGCUGCCAGUACGUCCGGUACAUCGCCACGAUGGCUAUCUGAUGAUGAGAACAUUCCUUCAGGAGUGGCUACACCCAGCUCGCAGAUCAGUGAAGUCGAACAUCUCUCCCGGGUCCCUAGUUACGCCACCGCUGUUCGCUUACAUGCAGUAACGCAGUGCAGUUACGAUUUACCGGACUAUCGAGCAGCCGUAGCCGACGGGGCCUGCACAGGCCCUAUGCCACCUCCACAACGGAUCCGCUCCCCGAGUCCCAAUAGACAUCUUUCGUUUACUGAGAGAUUUAACCGUCCACGAUUUCGCUUUCGCGACCGGAAUCAUACCAAUGGUUUUACUGCUCGUCCGGAUGCAGCACGGCGACCAAGUAUGCCGGAAGCGCUUUCCCGCGUUGAGUGGUUAUAA